AUUUCCCAUGCUAGAUCUGAUGCAGUCUAUAAAAAGCCAAAGGCAACCCUUUUAUUCUGGAGACAUCAGAGAUGGAGCUGCUACUUAUCUUCUUGCUGUUUGUCACAACUGUGUCUGGCUGUGGCCUACCGCACUACCAGCCCCUGUCCAGUCGUGUGGUGAAUGGGGAAGAGGCUUCUCCGUACAGCUGGCCGUGGCAGGUCUCUUUGGAGUCCUUCUAUCCCACAUGUGGAGGAACUCUCAUCGCCGCCAACUGGGUCCUGACCGCCGCGCACUGCAUCACGUUCCACACCUACCGGGUGGUUCUCGCGGAGCACGACAUGGACACGCACGAGGGACCCGAACAGUCCAUAAGGGUGGAAAGGAUGAUCAUACACCCUCAGUGGAAUGACAACUGCGUGUCUUGUGGAAAUGACCUUGCCCUCCUGAAACUGGAGAAGAGUGCGGUUCUCAAUGACAAAGUCCAGCUGGCCUGCCUGCCACCACAGGGCACAGAGCUCGCCCACGGCCAGGCCUGCUACGUCACCGGCUGGGGUCGGCUUUCCUCUGGGGGGCCCCGGCCGGCCAAACUGCAGCAGGCUCUGCUCCCUGUGGUCGAGCCCAGCGUCUGUGCUGGUAGCGACUGGUGGGGGAGUUCAGUGAAGACCACCAUGGUCUGUGCUGGAGGAGACAGCAAGUCGGCCUGCCACGUAAACCAAACUAGAAGGCUCAUAGAGUCUUCAGUUCAACAUCAGCCACACACCUCGUUCUCUCUCGCCUUUCUUUCAUUCAACAAACUUACGCUACCGUUCGAAAGUUUGGGGUCACUUAGAAAUGUCCUUAUUUUUUUAAGAACAGCAAAGUUCAUGAAGAUAACCUUAAAUUAAUCAGAAAGUCUAUUUUUAAUGGAAUAUCUACAUAGGUGUACAGAGCCCCAUUUCCAGGAACCAUUCCUCGUGUGUUCUAAUGGUACAUUGUUUAGCUAAUCGUGUUAAAAGUCAAACUAAUGAUUAGAAAACCCUUGAGCAAUUAUAUUCGCACAGCUGAAAACUGUUCACUUUAGGUAAAGAUCAUUUUAAUAAACUAAUGAGUUAUCAUGGAAAACAUGAAAUUGUCUGGGUGACCCCAAACUUUUAAACAGUAGUGUAGGUUUGGCUUUAAAUGUCUCACAC
Molecule: messenger RNA, 1151 nt
Organism: Gadus morhua (Atlantic cod)
Lineage: Eukaryota; Metazoa; Chordata; Actinopteri; Gadiformes; Gadidae
Product: chymotrypsin-like elastase family member 3B
Exons: 6
Coding region: 72-866 (264 amino acids)
Biological process (GO): proteolysis
Molecular function (GO): serine-type endopeptidase activity
Source: RefSeq, a predicted model, not a curated record